AUGCCAACUGUGGACGAGGAGAUUGGUCUAGGACGAGAUGAUGACUUAUCGCCUCUGGAGCGAAUCGCCUCGCCCGCAAGGAGGGAUGUUCAAAUAGAUGGACUUACCGCGUCAGACACAGAAGAUGACGAGGAAGCAUUGAUCCUGCAUGCUCGAAGACGAAACAUCAGACGACAAGCUGAGUAUCAAGAAGCCCUCGGACGAGAGCAAGAACGGUUAAGGAGAGUACAACUGGGACGAGAAGCGGUUAUCGGGGUCGAUCCGGUGACAUCGACUCAGAUACCUCCCAAUAUACUUCCUCCACCACCUGUGACGAUGACACCACCCCCUUCUCAUCUAGGCCAUCCAAAUGGUCAUUCCAGCCAUGUGAGCACAGAUCCAACACUGACCGCGAUUCUAGAAAGCCAAAGAAGGCAAGAGGCGGCUUUAAGAGAUCUUCGGCAGAGGAAUCUGGCUCUAGAGUUCGAGAACUAUCAAUUACGUAACUUAAGGCCGAUGUCGAGAGGAUCCUCAAGUCGUGGAACAUCGGGUCACCAAGGCCGAAUCAGGCAAGCACCACCUGCAGUAGGACCAAAAAAUUCCGGUCGAUCGGGACCACCCCUGACACCACCUGUCAAGGGAUACGGACCACCCGAUGAUUCAUCAACAAACGACGAAAGGAGAGAAAUGAACAAUCAGCAGAGAAACACAAGGUCCGAUAAUGCGACUGAAGCCAAGCUGAGAGAGUUGGAGGAGAAGAUAAAGAAGAUGUCAGGAACCGGUGAAGAAGACAAGCUCUCCGAGGUUAUAAGCGAGGCCGAGAGGACCCCUUUCACCCAAGAGCUAGAACUAAGGGCCUUCCCACCUAAGUGCACGCUCCCCAAUUUCCCAUCGAGGCGAGGCAAGGAAUGGUUCUACAACCUCGCACCAGGAACAGUCAACAGUUAUGAGAAUCUAGUCGAAGCCUUCCUUGACACAUACAUGCACAACAACAGACCUCGGCCCAAGGUCAACAGGUUAUUCACCUUGGCCCCACGGUUCAGAGAACCUCUCAGAUCAUUGACCGAUAGAUGGAGAAAUUUGUGUACAGAGAUUGGGAAAGUACCCGUCGACCAGCAGAUAUUCGGGUUUGAAAACACACUUGGGAGAUCGGAUCCCAUCUGGGUAGCCAUGUUCACUGAGAAACCACAAACGUUGAAAGAAAUGAGGAAAAUGAAAGAGCAUUUCAUCUCCCUAGAAGAAAUCCAUGAAGAGUCAAGAGAUAGAGGAGUGCAAGAAGCUAGUGCAGCGCCCGAGUCAACGUCGGACGAUACUCAAAGACGGCCCGAGAAGAUACCGAGUCCGCCCGUGCGAGGAAAUGGGAAGAAGGGAUGGAUAACUAAAGGGAAGAGGCCAAGGCACGAGGCGAGAACGUACACCCCUUUGAAUGCUCCACUGGAAGAAAUCUUCAAAGAAGUCGAAAAAAUGAGUGACAUCAUAUACCCAGCUUCAAGAGGGAUACAGUUCGAAGAGACCAAGGAUCACCCGGAAUAUUGCCAUUAUCAUCAGUAUCGAGGCCACUCUACAAAAAACUGUCGAGAAGUAAAAUAUAUCGUGAAACACCUUAUCAGAGAUGGUUAUCUGAGACAGUUCGUCCGACAUCCAGCCCAGACGACCGCAGCGCCCAAUGCACCAGUCCAUCAGGUUCGGAUCGACAGAUCCACGCAGUUUGUCAACACGAUUUCUCAUUCCGCCACUCAAGCGUACAAUCUGAAUCCCGGAAUAGUGUCUAGAAUCCACAAGAGGAAUCAUAGUGGGAAGGAAAUUUUCAGCGUAGCAAAAUCUUUUCCUAUGGAACCAUGGAUGGUGCGAACUAUCUUUUUCUCGGCCCAGGAUGUCCCGAUGAACGACCAAGCUCACAGUGAUCCUUUGGUUAUUACCCUACUAAUUGAGGAAUGGGGGGUAAGAAGGAUAUUAGUAGAUAGUGGGAGCUCCGUCGAAGUACUCUUCUACGAUACGUUCAAAAGGAUGGAGUUGUCGGAUGAUAUACUCAUCCCGUCAACAUAUCGUAUAUACGGUUUUAAUGGGAUGGUAACCAUCCCGAAGGGAGAAGUAACUCUAAGGGUAUCGUAUGGAGGUGGCUACCUGGAUACUUUAAACACAUUUUAUGUGGUGGAUGUCGCCUCUACCUAUGAAUAUAUUAUCGGAAGACCAUGGAUCGCGGGAAUCAAAGGAGUGGCAUCGGCCUAUCAUCAAAGAUUACGGUUCCCAACGUACAAGGGGAUAGCAGAAGUCGUAGGAGAUCCACAAGCAUCCCGACAGUGCAUGCAGGCCGACACCCAGAUAAAUGAGGAGCGGCGAGCACGACAAAGGGGAGAGAAGAAAAAGGCUAAAGAAGCCAAAGUCGCAGAAGAACUGGAAAAGGUUAUUUCGCAAGCGGUCAUGGCUUACGAAGCAGAAGGAAGCGAGCCUUCAUAG
Molecule: messenger RNA, 2436 nt
Organism: Papaver somniferum (opium poppy)
Lineage: Eukaryota; Viridiplantae; Streptophyta; Magnoliopsida; Ranunculales; Papaveraceae
Exons: 2
Coding region: 1-2436 (811 amino acids)
Source: RefSeq, a predicted model, not a curated record